GUUACUGUUUUAUUAUACGAGAGCGUUUAGAAUAGGUAGGUCGGGCAUAUAUGCAUCACACGAUAGUCUCAGCAGUCUACUCACCUCACCACAGCUCCGCCACUCGCUAAAUCUCCCAACUCCAUCGGGCCGACCUACACACCCCCGCUUGCACUCAUGUUUGGUCAAGACCACUUCGCGCCCCACUCUUCGCGGAAGUUCGAGGGGUACUACACCCGCACGGAGACAGAAGACGGCGCGACGAUCGCAGUCAUCUUCUGCUGGAUCAAGCGCGCCAAGCACCGCCCCAACCUCGUCCUCGUCCUCUACUCACCCCCGCCCCAAAGACCCGAUGGAAAACCGCCCUCCAUACCCGCAUUCAAGUACCAGUUCUUCCCAGACACCCUCGACGUGCUCGUCGGGGCGCACACCCCCGGCCAGCCGCAGACCUUCACCAUCACCGCCCCCGGCAUCGGCGCCAUGAAAGUAAGCCCAACGACGAUCGAAUACGACAUCACCGUGCCCGCCCACGCCCUCCGCCUGCACCUCCUUCUCACCGCGCACACCGCCUGGGCGCGCGCGGCCCCGCUCGCCGGGCCCAUGGGCGCGCUCCUCCUCCCCCUCUCGCGCCUCCUCCCGCUCUGCUGGCACGUGCGCUCCACGCGCAGCGCCGCCGCGUACACGCUCGCACAUGGGGACUCCCCCUCCCAGACCCAGACGAUCAGCGGGACCGGGCGCGCGCACCCGGAGAAGAACUGGGGCACGGCGUUCCCUGCGGGCUGGGUGUGGGCGCAGGCGUUUGGGGCGGACGCGGAUGGGGCGCGCGCGCUGUGCCUCGCUGGGGGGGCCGCGCUGCCCGGGGUGCCGCUGCAGGCGUACCUCGUCGGGUACCGCUCGCCCAGGUGCGCGGACUGGGACUUCCGGCCGCCGUUUGCGCUCGGGCUUGGGUGGCUGUCGCCUUUUAUGUGGGCGAGGCAUGAUAGUCGGGCUGGGGAGGUCGAGCUGGACGUCGCGUCGUGGACGAGGCGGCUGAGGGUGCGCAUCGCGGCGCCGACGGAGAGCUUUGUGGGCGUGACGGCGCCGCUGAAGGACGGGCACGCGCUGGACUAUGGGUAUGAGAGCUUUCGGGCGACGGUGCGCGUAGAGGCGUGGACGCGCGCGUGGCCGUGGGCGAGCUGGGAGUUGGUUGAGGAGGCGGUAUUGGGGCAAAAUGCGGAUGGGGUCGCGUGCGGCGCGCUCGAGUUUGGAGGGGCGUUCUCGCACCUGGUCGACGCGUAGAGCGGGCCUCAUAUGGCGACGGAGAGCUGUGUCGAUAGCGCAGCAGUGCGGUGAGAACGCACCCUAGGACCGAGGAAGAGAAGCAGAGGGCGGCGCGCCGGGUUGAAGCCGACGUAAGGGGUCGUUACUUGUAGCUUGGGACGCUUCAAGGAGGGUAUUA
Messenger RNA from Trametes versicolor FP-101664 SS1, 1417 nucleotides. RefSeq lists its product as uncharacterized. The transcript has a single exon. The record is from RefSeq and is a predicted model, not a curated record. The coding region runs from base 157 to 1257 and encodes 366 amino acids. NCBI's taxonomy places the organism in Eukaryota, Fungi, Basidiomycota, Agaricomycetes, Polyporales, Polyporaceae. Gene Ontology annotation, molecular function: tocopherol cyclase activity.